This is a messenger RNA of Dicentrarchus labrax (European seabass), 2137 nucleotides long. It is a transcript of the gene irf2bp2b, whose product is annotated as interferon regulatory factor 2 binding protein 2b. Gene Ontology annotation, biological process: regulation of transcription by RNA polymerase II. Gene Ontology annotation, cellular component: nucleus. Gene Ontology annotation, molecular function: transcription corepressor activity. Bases 262 to 1779 code for a protein of 505 amino acids. The record is from RefSeq and is a predicted model, not a curated record. The transcript is spliced from 2 exons. NCBI's taxonomy places the organism in Eukaryota, Metazoa, Chordata, Actinopteri, Moronidae.
AGUAAAUAGAACCCCGGAGCGCGAGCGGAGUGUCGGCGCUGACGUCACGGCCCUACAGUGAGAGCUCGAGCUGAAUUGUAAGCGCGAGCUUCAGACGGAGGCGCGCGAGGAACCGGACACAACGACGAUGAGCUGCAGUCGGUAUCACUCCGCUGCUUUCUGACGGGAAAUAAACCGCGUUUCUCUCCGACCGUCGGUGGGUUUUCUUCCUCCAGCGGCGCGAACACACCGACCGACAUUUUGGGGAGUGUUUCUUCCACCAUGUCCUCCGCGGCGGCCUCCAGAAGGCAGUCCUGCUAUCUGUGCGACCUGCCGCGCAUGCCGUGGGCGAUGAUCUGGGAUUUUACCGAGCCCGUGUGCCGCGGAUGUGUCAACUACGAGGGCGCCGACCGGAUCGAGUUCGUUAUAGACACCGCCCGGCAGCUGAAGAGGGCGCACGGCUUCCAGGAUGGCCGCUCUCCGGGCCCGGGGAAGCCCCAGCAGCACCCCGGGAAGGAGCUCAACCACUCGGCUGGAGACUCCCGUCCGCCGCAGCCGUUGGACCGCUACCCGCUGUCCGACCGCCCGCCGCGGCUCGGACCGGAGUACCAAGCGGGGCGGCAGGCGAACGGCCUCCCGAUGCCGAACGGAUUCCCAAAACCGGACGAGCCUCCGGAGCUCAACCGUCAGAGCCCGAACCCGCGCAGGACCAGCGCGGUUCCGCCCAGCCUGGUGCCGCUGGUGAACGGCGGCAUCCCCAUCGGGCACCCGCUCAACGGCCGCCCGGCGCAGAUGGGGCUGCCCGGGGUGCUCAGCGUGUCGGGCCCCGGGGAGCACGGUAAGCGACCGGAGGAGCUGAAAGACAAACACAGGCCGGACAGCCUGUCGGAGCUACCGGACAGCCACAAGGACUGGAUCGGUAAAGGGAAGACGGUGCGGGAUCUGGUGGCGCUGCACACCUUCGACGGCAGGUACAAGAAGGAGCACGCGGCCAUGCAGAGGGUGAUGGGAUACGAUAGUGCCACUUCCUCAAAGACAGACAGGGGGAAGCACCCCCGCAGCAUGAAGAGGAAGGCGUCCCCGGAGCCGGACGGCGAGGGCAGCGCCCCCAAGAUGAACGGCGGCGAGGGCCAGCCGUGGCUCCCCUCGCCCUCCGAGGUCCUGAAGAUGCCCCCGGCCUCCUUGCCCGGCUUCUCCUCCGCCCCCCCGUCCACCAUCUCCCCCCACUCCCGCACCACGCCCCCCGAGGCCGCUACGGCGCAGAACGGCCAGUCCCCGAUGGCGGCUCUCAUCCUCGCCACCGACAACGCCGGCAGCACGGGCUCACCUAAGGACAGCAACCAGGUACACUCCACCACGGCGGGCGUGCGGCGGAACAGCGGCAGCCCCCUGUCGCCGUCCUCGGCCUCCCAGAGGAGGUUGACCCAGAGGGAGGGGCCAGUGAGCGCCAACCCUUCCGCUCUACACGCGCCCGGCGGCAUGGACCCCCACGCGCCGCCGCCACAGAGCAUUCCAGACUCUUCGGUGCCGCCCGGCAGCGUGCCGCUGUGCUGCACUCUGUGCCACGAGCGGCUGGAGGACACUCACUUCGUCCAGUGCCCGUCGGUGCCGUCGCACAAGUUCUGCUUCCCCUGCUCCCGGGACAGCAUCAAGCAGCAGGGCGCCACCGGCGAGGUGUACUGUCCCAGCGGCGAGCGGUGCCCGCUGGUGGGCUCCAACGUGCCCUGGGCCUUCAUGCAGGGGGAAAUAGCCACCAUCUUGGCCGGGGACAUAAAGGUAAAAAAGGAGCGGGACCCUUAAAGUGUUUCUACGGCAACAACAGCAGGACAUAAAGGACGUGUACAUAUCGGACACGAGGGACGUGGACACUUCGUAAAAACAUGGCUGUAUAAUUUUUCUUUUUGAUUUUUCUUUUUCAAUACAUUGUGUUUCUAUGAUUUAAAGAAGGUAUGUAUCCUCAUAACGGACUCCUCGCCGUCUCGCAGUCUGCCGCUGUACUUUAGGUCGGAGACGUCAAACAUAGAAUGUGACUAAUCUGAGCACUUGGCAAAAAAACAAUAAAAAAAAACCCAACAGAGUAAGAAAUGCUUCUAGCUGUACAUGUAUGCACUUGUUUAAAGAAAAGCUGCCAAAUACAGUUUGAGACGUUGUAAUAAUC